GGUGAGCGGUUGCGAGUGGAACGUUUUCUGGAUUGUUUGCCUGGAGUCUGAACCCGGGGAGAAGGAAGACCCUCCCGCGGAUUUGGUGUUCCUCGGGUGUGUAGACGUUCGGAAAAAAUCGUAAAGAAUCGGCUGGAUCGCCAGAUCUCCCUCAACGUUUAAUUAAUCUUGCUUUUGAGAAGAGACGAGCUUUUUUUUUUGUUCUUUCUUGCUCCACCUCUGUCGGACCGUUGACCGAGUUGCGGGAUCAAAGACCCACCGUACCUGCAGCAAUCAAACUGUCAGCGGCUGCCUCCUGCCACCAAGUGACAGCGAUCUACUUACCUGAGUCUGAGUAUACUUCAAAUCCAACAGCCAAGACCAUCGAGGGUGAUUCGGGCGAAACGAACUUCCGCAAAAGAGAACGUCCUCUUGGUUAAGUCAUCCUGCGAUCCUCUGGGGUAUUGAGCCAGUCUGACCAUGUCGGCAGACCGUUACUCCGCUCUGGACGAAACGGCCCUCCGGAAGCUGCUUGAAGUGACUGAUGACCUAGAUGAGCGUAGACUUAUUCGCUCCACUAUAUGUGAGCAGAGGAGGAAAGAACUGAAAGGGAUGGAGGAAGCACUAUCUUCAAAACGCUUUCGUUCUGAAAGAACAAGUGAACACCUUGAAAAUAAAGAGAAUCGUCAACGAUCUCACAGACAGGAAGAUGAUCAGAAAGGGUCUUUGGAUAUUCUUUCAGGGAAACUGGAGUCAAUUCAUGACAUUGAUGAGCUAACAGCCUUGCUCCGGAAUGCAGGUGAAUAUGCAGAACGUAAACUGAUUAGAGCUGCCAUUCGCAAACUUCGUGAACAAGAGAUUGAAGGUGCAUCCAUGCCAGACAAGCCAGUUGGCAUGUUAGUCCGUAACAGAGCACAUCAAAAUGAAAGAACAACCAGCACUUGCCCUCUGAACAUCACAUCACAAACAACAUGGUCAAGCAAGGAACGACCUACUAAUGACAUGGAGAAUGCUCUUCAAACACAAGAAGAAGAUACUGAAAGCUUGCAGGAGCAACAUAGAAUCCAAGCACAAACCCAAGAGCUUCAAAACCAGAGGUGGAGAAGCCGGGAUGAGCCUGAUGCUACAGAAAUGGCCUCUGAAACAGUUGUUCUCGAUCCACUGAAGAGAAUUGAUGGUUCAUUGAAACCACUUCGGGUACCUCAACACAGGGCAGAAUCGUCUCAUUUGGAUUGUCACUCGUCUGGUACUGACUCUGACUGGAAAAAUGAAAGUUGCAAGGAUUCCAGCAAAUACAUGACGGCUAACGGUUCCAGGGGCACAUUAGAAACCCACAGGACAAUUUCAACACACCGUAACGAUGCAUGGCGGCAGAAUAAUCCUUCAAGUCUCACCAUUGAAAAUAACACUAUGAAAGAAACUGAAGUUCUUAGAAAAGACAGGUGUGCCUCGGUUAAUGACAAUGAAAUUGUCAUCACAGGACCCCUCACACCUGAAAUAGAAAAUACGGAUAGCAUUUUCCGGUCAGAGAUAAAGUCCAGGAAUGGGAAUCUCAAGUCUGUCCAAAAUUGGUUGAAUUCAGACAUCAAUGAUAGUGCACCUUCAGCAUCUACAGGAAAAGCCAAUAACAAUGAAGAGAACACAGGUUUCAUAACACUUGACAAUAAGAUAAUUUACAAGGAUCAAACACCAAGAAACACAGCAACUCCAUCCAAGCAGAAAGAGUUAACUGAAAUAGCCAGUGAAAUAUGCAUGAAUAGCUCACCGAUUAGGAAAAACAGCUCUAUACGUGACCGAAUGAAGAAAUUUACAAUGGACUCACCUGACCAACCUUUUGAACUUGAAGGAAACUUCUGCAGUCAGAAAAGAAACCAGAUAAAUGAAGGCAGAAAUAGCAGAAUUCUACAGCAACAGCAGUUAUUCUCAAGCAGCCCUGCAAUAAAGAUAAAAGAAAUUAAAAGUUCAAAUUCAGAAACAUCUCUGAAAGGAAAGUCUGCAGAUCUUAAGGACACAUGGGAAUUGGGUAAAUCUGUAGGAAAAACAGAUAAACAGCAUGAAUACUUACAGUCUAGUGGAAGUAACAAACUCACAGGCUCAAACAAGAGAAAUGGGAUAGAGCGAGACAGGUCUACAUUGUUGAAGGAGAACAUGUUCUGCUUUAUCCAAAGGGAUGGAAACAACUCACCACAAUCUGGUUGUAACUUAAUUUAUAGCACUGUCAAAUCUAACUUCACAACUACUGAAGUGCAGAAAGCCCAGCCUAGAGAGACAAAUUCAUUGAUCUCUUCUUCUGAAAGCUUAAGUCACCUGAUUGCAUCUGACGUUCCUGUAGAUGAAUCAAGUAAGACAAUUACUUUUGACAAGGACUACACCAAGAAACCUUACACUCAAAAUGCUGUUACUGAUAAAUCAUACAUUAGAACUCCAGGGAGGAGCAACAUAAGCAAGUCACAGACACUCCAGCCUGCGUCAGAGAAGAACUCUAGUAAAACAUGCACAGACAGCUCAGUGUACUUAGACCAACUCAGCUCUGCUAAGUGCUCAGACGUGUCUGCGAGAACAUUCAACCUCUUGCAAAGAAGUUUUUCUGGACAAAAAGAGAAAGAAGAGUUUAAUAGCAAUAAAGACAACAUGAAGACAUUUGUGACAAUUGAAGUCAAGGAGGGACAGAAACCAGAUCUUACCUCUGCCAGGAUCUCUGGUGCACCUUCCUCACAGAGGAGAGAGCUGACAUUUGAUUUGAGAGCUACUCCAUUCAGAAUGCCUGGUUCUGGCAGCAUAAUGUCUUUGCAGAUGGACACUGAGCCAGUGAUGACUGAAGCAGCCCAUUCACUACAACAUAGUGAGGCUAUUUUACCCAAUGGUAUGGAGGAGAAGGAAAAGGAGAAUAUAAAGGAAAACAAAAAGAAGCCCAGUUUGGAGGAUUUGAGUGCUAUUGAAGAUGAAGAGGUCCUGGACAAAAUGCUUGAUGCCACAACAGAUUAUGAGGAACGGAAGAUGAUUCGAGCUGCAAUGAGGGAGCUCCGGAAAAAGAAAAGAGAUGAGAGAGAAAGGGAACGUGAAAUGAGACUACAGGAACUGAAGCAGAAAACAGAAGAGAAGAAAGGAAAAUCUUUAAAUACUGCAGAAAUGAUGGUAACUAAAACACAGAAGUCCAAUGAUGGGAAGACUGUGACAACCACCUCAAAAACUGAGAAAAUCACCCAAGCAGAUGGUGGCAUCAGAACUUUACGAACUACCACCAUGGAAUCAAGCAUUUUAAAGAAAACUGAUGCAGGCGGAGCUACUGUUGUCCAGACCAAGUCCUCCUUUACUUCCAGCAGCACCUCCUCCAAAAAGAUUGGAAGUAUUUUUGACAGAGAAGAUGAUGCACGGACUAGUAGUGUGUCAGCACUUGAGAGGAAGCAGGCUGAGAAGCGGAAAGAGGUGAUGAGGUCACAAACGCUUCCACGUACUUCAGGAACACAAGCACGGAAGGCAUUAAUUGAGAAACUAGAAAAGGAAGGUGGAAGUCCUGGAAAUCCAGCCAUUGCCAGAGUGAAGGUGCAGAGAUCCUCAAGUUGUGGUGUACCUAAUGCGAACAGUAUAAAGCAGAUGCUACUUGAUUGGUGUAGAGCCAAGACACGUGGUUAUGAGCAUGUGACCAUCCAGAACUUUUCCUCUAGCUGGAGUGAUGGAAUGGCAUUCUGUGCUUUGGUGCAUAACUUCUUCCCCGAGGCCUUUGAUUACUCAGAACUGAAUCCCAACAACCGCAGGCAUAACUUCGAGGUGGCAUUCAAAAUGGCAGAACAGGUAGCUUCCUGUGAUCCCCUGAUUGAGGUAGAGGAUAUGAUGAUAAUGGGCAAAAGACCGGAUCCAAAGUGCAUCUUCACAUACGUGCAGUCCCUGUAUAAUCAUUUGCGAAGGUACGAGUAACCAGUCCUGGAAUACAGAAGCCAGAAUAUCUUGACUUUCUGUUGAAACAGAACACCAAUCCACAGCAUGCUUGUGUUUUGGGGUAGUUGUUUGAAGACAUGUAUAUACACGGGUCACUGUGUGCUGUGUUUGCACUCUGGGAUUUUAUUUCUCUUUAUGCAUGAAGACAGGAUGGAGAUGCCAGGGUAAUGAACUGUCUACUUUGUGUAUAUUAUAAAACCAUUGACCACGACCCUCUUCUAAUUCCAAAUCAAGAAAAAAUUAUUAUAAAUAUACUGAGAAUCUUUCAUACAGUACAAUUGUCUGCAUAUGUAUUUGCAAAGAAAUAGAUGUAUUAUAGCACUGAAUUAAGGUCCUUGGAUCACUUUUAAAAUUGAUUUUAUUUGAUUCUAAUUGUUUGAAAUUAUGCCACCCACCAGUAUUUCUCUUUCUCUCUUCCCCUGCUUCUGUCUCUCAAAACAGUAAAGGAAGGCAGUUUCAGGAUGUGUGACACACAACCUGUGAGACCUGUUAUCUUUGUCUCACAGUGUCUGUGGUGUUGCUCUUGCACUGUGACAUUUCUAGCUAACAAUUCUGAAUAGUGUUCAUUUUUGCAAAUGUCCUUAUAUAUUGUACCAAGUGUGCCAUUGGUGAGACCAAAGGAAAUCAUGCAGUCAUAAUAAAAACAAAUUAUUGCUUUCAGCGAUGAAAAUAAUGAAUACAUUUAAUAGAUAUUCUAAUAAUGAGGAGCUUCCUAUACAUCCAAGCAAAGCAUAACCAGUAUAUACUCAGCUAUGGAAUUUGUUUGUCUGAAGAGCCAACCCCAUUUUUCCACUACUGAGGAUCAAAUUCUUAAGUUAUUAGCCUCAAACAAAGAGUGGCUACAUUGGAAUAUCAAUGAAUAAUUCAAUCCUCAUUAUGUCCUUGGUUGAUUAAAGCUGGAGUUAUAGUUUAGGAGUGCUACAGUUGGUUUUAGUGUUAAGGAAGAAGAAAGUGAAGUGUAUUACCAGUUUUAAAUGUGGGAAUGGAAUGCUUUUGCUUCGCUGUGUUGCUAGGUUACCUUGUGUGUGCAUUGAUAUAUUAUUACAUCAAGAAAGUUUAUUUGGGGAGAUAUAGGAAUGCUGCCAGUGCCCAUGCGAUCAUAUUCCAAGAUUUACAUUUUACAGAGGAGAGGUAUAGAGGGAAGAUUUUCUUUCUAAAUAAAUACAUAUUUAAACAUAUUAGUUCCAAACCUAAGAAAUAAAAGUUUUCGUCGUACUCUGGUGAACGACAUUGACUUGUCCGUGUGAUAUAGUAAAGCGUGCUGAAAGCUAAGUAUUUCUACUACAACCCCUAAAAGCAGAGUACUAAAGUGUUCUCAAUGUGAAAAAUAGAGGGGUAAAAUGAUCACAAUGGUUGUAAUCACUGUGAUUCAGAUACUGUAGUGUUUAGCAUGGGAUAAUAUGAAAUAGAGGAGAAAAGCCUUUUUUAGGUUCUAAAAGAAGUAUAACAGGUCAUCAAGCAGGAGAAUUCUAUAGAACAUGCAUACACUUAAAAUUUGGGUCAUCGCAUGUCCCUGUACCAAGCUUUCCAACUUCAACAAUGUUAACAUUCUGAGGCAACUGCUUCACAGGGGGAGCCUUUUGAUAUGCCAUUAGAACCAGAAGAAUAUUUAGCAGCCACUUGCUUGGGGAUUUCUGCUGAUCUUCUGCCACAUUUUACAGAAGAAGGCAAAGUUGCCAUAGACUGAUCAGACCAUAGGAACAACUGAUAAUGGCUUAACCUGAGGAUCACCAUGCCUGAGAUGAGAGGAGAGGAUGAGAAGGAGAAUGCUAAUGAAACCAAACACAUUUCACUGAAAUUUCAUGUCUAACCGUAUUUUUUACUGUCUUUCUCACUCUCCCUGAAGUCUAUGCUUUAUUUUCCACAACAUAUUAUUGUCCUACUGAUUUGGUGGAGGCAAAUUCCCACUUAGCAACUUGGUGACAGAGACCAUUACUGGAAUAGUGAUGAUCAGGAGCAGGCAGCAGGAAACCUUAACUACAUCCAAUGCAAAUUGAAAAAUGCAAUGGUUUAUAACUCAUUUCUCAAAGUGUAAUGGAUUUCAAAGGUUAGUGCUUGAAGAGGAGACUCAUUUGCUUUGGGACAAACAAAUUUGCCUAUUUUGGUAAUUUCGGAGUCCUGCACUCUGCUACAGCUGCCUCCACUAUGUACAAGGCAUGCCCCAAAGUGCUUUGUUUAUUUUAGAUGGUGUAAAAGUGGACUGACUACUUUCCUUUCAUUGUUGAUUGUAUUAAGGCACCAGAUUAUCUGGCUGGUUAACACUCUCAAAAAGCCUAAGGUAGCAGAGGUGACCUGAUGUCUUAUACAACACCAUGUUAUGGAAACAAUUCAGGGGUGGAGAGGAAAUCGGAGUGCUGGCCACAUGUCUUAUUUGUGUGUUCUAUCUGCCAAAAACACACCUGGUCAAGAACCAUUGGUACCUGAAAAGAGAUCUGACAAUGUCCCACUCAAAACAUUAAGAAAAACAGAAAAUGCAGAAAGUAGUCAGCAAGUCUGGCAACAUCUAUCGGAAGAGAAACAAAGUUGAUGGCCAGGAUUUGGUGUUCUGUGUUCUGCAAGUGGAAUUGGCCACUUCAGGGUUCAUUAACUCCCUGGUCUCACCAAUAAGAAAGCUAACAAGAUCAAGCACCAGUUACAUUCUUAAAAUGCUGACUUGGUGAACUUCUCAUCCAAUCAGGAGCCUUGCCACCAUGCCUGAGACUGCCAGUGAAUCAGAGCUUGGUAGCUUUGAAGAUUGUUGAUGGAGACCCAGGCUGUGAAGCCAUGAGGGUCUGAAACAGAGUAGGUGAGAGAAUUUUUUCUAAGGGAUCACUCAGUGGGGGUUGCAAUUGGAUGCGUGUCAAGGAGUGGGUCAGAAUAAGAACAGGGAGUGGCUUUCAGUGGUCACCCUCCUGCCCUAUCCAUAUCCUCAAUUGCUAAUGAUUCUGGUGGAUUGAAGUCUUCAAUCUCCCCCACCCCACCCCACCAAACUCAGCAGAUAGAUCUUGCUGGUUUCCUAGUCAGGAACCAGCCAGUUUCCUUGCAUGCUAAGAAAACAGUUAAUCAGAUCAAUGGUUCGGUUGAAGCCCUAAAGAAGCCCUUAAUUAACCACAUGAGGACCUUAGCUAAUGGCAGCAUGAGAAGGUCGUGCAUGGACCUUCAUACCCAGAAUUUAAUUGCUGACAUUGUGAGAAGAAAAUCAGUAUCUCUCUGGGGCCAAUUCAUUCAAUUAUUUACCCUUCUCACCAACUGAAGGGAAGGGAAAAUCAGAUGAGUGUUUUUUUCAAUGAUCUUUAAUCAGAGCUCAAAACAUUACCUCGGAUUCUGUAUGAAACGUAAAUUAUAUUUUUCCACAGAGACAGAUUGAGAAGAUCAGUGAUGUCCACUUUAGUCAUAAUAAUUGACAUUAUAAAUUGAUAUUCAUGAAGAUGCAACAAACGUAAAAUGUUAUUACCUAGCUUGUUAAGCAAUUAUUCUUCUUAAUCAUGAGUAAAUUCCCUUUAGUUUGCUGAUGCUGCCACAAAAGAAGGGGUAGGUACAUAAUGCUUUAUACUCAAAGCAACUUUUCCAUUACAUUAACGAGAGGAAAUUAUACUUUAUGGUCUGCUCAUUUUUUUCCUUCACUUUCAACUAACCAGAGAACAACCAUCACAUCAAAACAAAGUAAAUAUACUUGUAUAUAUCAUGUAUCCAGAUAAGAUUUUUGCUGCACUGUUAAUGCAAGCACAAACUGCACAGGUUUUUAAUUUCAAAUGACUUGAAAACUGCUCUGUGUCAAACUCUGCCAAGAAUAUUGUAUGAAUAUGUUAUUAAAUAAUCUAUGCAGGAGAAAUGGACUACACCCUUUUUUACUGUAUUAGUACAGUGCUUAAUGCCACAUUUAAUUUUAAAAAGUGCACUGUUUCUAUAUGUAACCUGCACGAGGAAAACUGCCUCAUGUGCUUCUGUGUAUCUGUAUGUUUUUCCAGUUUUCCUUAUUAAAGUUAGCAUUGAGCUUGCCGCAAUUUUUAAAAUUAAUUUAUAUAUUUAAUUUUGGAAAUGUGGCUGUUCUAUCCUCCUUGUUCUUGAAGUGUUGAAAAAUUGCAUAAUCGGUUGUUAUUAAUAGUCUUCAGCUUUCGGAGGAUCAGUUGUUAGCCUUUGACCAACCUUGUCUUUUCAGACAUCUCCUGGCCAUCCUACACUAAUGGGUGAAACUUAAUGAAGGUGAUCAGUUCCAAUCUACCAGUUGGAAAACAGGCAAGUGAAGGUGGGAGGCAAUUGCCCAGGAAAGGGAAAGGGAAUGGGAAUGGGAAUCAGCAGAAAGGAGAGGAGGGAAAUUCCCAGUGUCCUGUUUUUCUAAAACCUCAUCCUACCAAUUCACAAUGCUUGAUUCAUGGCACUGACCCUCCCCUCCUACAGAAGCCCACAAGCAACUCUGAUAGGGUUUGCUUGCCUAGCCUUCUCACUUGGUGACACUCCCACCUGGUGUUGGGUGAACAGCAGCAAUAACAGGAUGAGGUCCUGAAGGUGGCAGAGUUCUCACUUUUUGCUCUUCUCUCCAUGCCCCACCCCUCGAUUUUAACAUGCCAACAAGAUACUGCAUCACUGCAUCUCACUUUCAGGUUUGUGCUAUGUAAAAUAAGAUCCAUAUUAAUGUAUGAGACCUGCCCGUUGGAUUCAGUCCAUAGAAGAUUACCUGUAAAACCGUAGGCAUAUACAACAUGUAGGUCCACAUGUAAAAGUGACCCAGUAAGGACUUAAUUUGGAGUGAUAGCAUUAAUAGACAGUGAGUGACACAAAUGGGGCUGCAGCUUCCUGCUCCCACAUGUGAGCUUUCAAGGUAGAAGUUCAAAAUUAUAUGGGGAGUUGAGUGAGGGUGACUUCUGGAUUCAUUCUGCUGAGACAAAGAGCCAAUUACAUUUGUUCAGGCCCCAUUCGGGGUAAUUUUACAACUUUGGCAUUUUGUCACUACCAGAGCAGUUCCUUACCAUGAUGUGAGCCUGUCUGUGAUGGUUCGUUGAUGCUGGAGCCCUCUGAAGGCCACAAUUUUAUUCAUACCCAAAUAAGCAGAGAGUUUUGCCCUCAUCCCUGUGAAGUUGCCAUGCUGGAUUGUGUUUAUGUCCGCUCCACUGUGCAGUCUGUGAAAGGUGCUUCUGUGUUGAGGCACCCUUACAGUCCCUGACCUACCUUCGGACUAUACUGAGGUUCUGAAGUUGCUGACCCUUUGGGACUGCACCAUCAAGAGCCCACCAGAUGGAGGCAUAUAACUCGAAGGCCUCAAGUAAUGUUGCAUUGCCGGCUUUGCCAUUAAGAAAUUUUAUCUUGACAAAAUCUUAACCCUCUGUGCAUUUUCUGCGUGUAUUUCUGACUUAUAGUAUUUAAGUUUUAUUUUCUUUCAGAGUUUAGAAAAUUAUUUUUAGCUGCCAUAUUGAAUUUUUCACUGCAAAUAAAAUGUCAGCUCCAAAUCUUUUUUGAAAAUGCCUCUGAUUUUAUUUUUCUGUCAUCACAUUGCAUGAUGUUAGCAGAUGCUCAUGCCUAUUCAAUUGUAACAACUUGCAUUUAAUAUCUAGCCCAUGACACCUACAUUCUACUGAUACUAACGAACAGUGGAGAUUGGAAAUAAAUAAGAACUUAGAAAUUUAGGAUACAGAUUUUUAAAAACUGCUGCCAUUGGUGUCAGAUGAGUUUUGACUGCUCAUUCAACUACAUCUGUGCCACUGUUAAUACUAUUGAUGGAAUUUAAAGGUACUCCUUUUGAAACAAUGGAUUUUAUCCCCUCAGUAAAUGGAGGAUAAUUAUUAUUGUAAGAGGGAAAACAUUCUGUUGAAGGUUACGAAUGUAUCUAAAGUGUGUGAAGGAGAAAGAGUUCUAGGCCCUGACUUUCUGGAAGCAGCAUGUAAAUUUGUGGCACAGACGAGCAUUUUCACAAACAGGCUUCAAAUUGAUACACCUUUUGUAAGAAAGGCACAAUAUCUGUUCCACUACAUGGUUCCUUUUAAAGCUUGUACCAGUAUUUCUUUGUGGGUUUAUAAAACGUACGUAAAGCUUCAAAUUGAAAUGUACAAGAAACGUAUACAUUGCCACAUUACUAGCAGUACACACUGAUACACAAAAUUCUGGCACAAACGCAAGGGGCUGGAUGGCCUCCAAUCUGUGAUUCUAUUUUGUAAUAAAGUGAAUCUUGUUACUGGCUUGUAUUUUCAUGAAAGCUCUUUUAAUAUUGACAGAAAUUGUUUCCUGCUAAAAUGUCUAAUUUACAGCAGGUAUUUAGAAUAGCCAUCCAUUCACCUCAAGCAGAAUUUAGUCUAUUCCUGUGGCUUUUAAGAUGUUGAUAGUACCCCAUUAUCUCUGGCUGACCCAACCUGCAAUGCAAGCUGAAUGAAUUAAAGACUAAUAUAAAAACAGCAAAGCUUUACUUAAUGCUGAGUAAUCAGAAUUUUCCUUUAGAACUGCAUUGAUUGUGUGUUUGGCCAUCCAUGACAAAGUACCUGUGGGAAGAUCAUUUCAGUCUUUUGUUUUCUUUAAAUACUACAUGCUCAACAAGGUGGGAGUGUUAGAGUUGAAGAUUGGAUAUAUUCCAAUAUUUGUAACUGGUUCAGACAUUACCACAUAAGAGUAUUAUACGGGUUAGGUACAAAUGCAUUGCCCACUGCAUUCUCCCAUAUUGAAUCAGUGCUUCCGAGCCUGACAAUCACAUUUAGAUGAAGAUUUGAUACUUUUGAUAGUCGAUCAUUAGCCAUAAAUCUCAGACUUUCACUACUUCAGGGAAAACUGGUUUAUUAAGUGACUUUGCUAAACUCAAUUUAAAGCUCCACCUGUGCCCUGUAGAGCACAAAUAAACAUGGUGACACAACACACAUUGCCUUUUGUGAAAUUUGAUGUCUGUUCUCUUUGUAAUUUGUGAAGCAGGUUCACUUAACUCUUUCCUCCUUUUAUAUUUUUCCUCACAUUAAAAGUAAUUUACAUAUUUUGUGCUUUAUUUUAAAGAGCUCACAGCAUGACAGUAUUUUUGCUUGCACUACAUUGAGGUACCUGUCAUACAGGCCUGACUUUACCUUCAAUGUCAUGUAUUAUGUAUUUUUCAGGCCAUUACACCAUUGUAAUGCAGUCCAUAGAUUUAUGUACACAUUUUGUAACUUGCCUGUUUUACACAGUAUAUACAGAAAUGCACUAAAAUAAAAUAAAAUUGUAUUUACAAACAAAA
Molecule: messenger RNA, 11077 nt
Organism: Stegostoma tigrinum
Lineage: Eukaryota; Metazoa; Chordata; Chondrichthyes; Orectolobiformes; Stegostomatidae
Gene: smtnb
Product: smoothelin b
Exons: 19
Coding region: 460-3894 (1144 amino acids)
Biological process (GO): actin cytoskeleton organization
Cellular component (GO): microtubule organizing center; filamentous actin
Molecular function (GO): protein binding
Source: RefSeq, a predicted model, not a curated record